UAGGUUUCGACUUUCUUCCCCGCCCGGAAACUUGGUGGAGGCGCCGCGCUCACCGCCGUCGCAGGCCGGGCUGGCGCUGGGCUCUCCGCGCCUCCUCCCUGCCCUUCCCGGGGCCGAGAGAGCCCCUUCCCGGCCCCGGCGGCCGCAGGGGUCCCGUGGCAGAGCUGCUGCGUGGGCAGUGUCCCCAACACCCUGCUGCUGGCUGGCAUGGCCGACCCUGCCCUGGAAGAACACGUGGCCCAGCUGACCGAGCUGUGCUCCCAGUGCGGCCAGUCCCACCUGGUGCUGGACAAUCACCUCUACAACUUCCAGGACGAGGUGGACGAUGAGCUCAUCUGCCACAUCUGCCUGCAGCCCCUGCUGCAGCCCAUGGACACCCCCUGCGGGCACACCUACUGCUUCAAGUGCCUGGAGAACUUCCUGCAGGAGUACAGCUUCUGCCCCAUGGACAGGAAGAAGCUCUCCUUCCAGCAGUGCCACAAAGCCAGCCUGCUGGUCCGCAACCUCCUGGACAAGCUGCUGGUCCUGUGUCCCUUCCAGUGCCAGCAGAGCAUGCAGCGCUGCGAGCUGGAGGCCCAUCUGCACAACAGGUGUCCUGGGUUCAAGAAGUACAAAUCUGAACUACAGAGGAAGAAGAACCCCAUUUCCAAAGGGAAGGAAGAUCCUCCCACCAAGGGGGAGGCAAACACGCCCAAGGAUGCAGAGGGACCAAGUGGAGGUUCAUCACUUGUGGCAGAGAGCUCUGGAGCUGCUGUGGUGUCACUGGGGACUGCUGAGCCUGGGCUGGUUAAUCCAGCUUUUGAGGAGACUGAAGAAGACCUCCCUCACAGAACCAGUCUUGUGGCUGAAACCACCACCAUUGAAAUCCACCGAGAAGACCCUGAGGAGGAGCUGGGGAUGAGGAUCGUGGGGGGCAAGGACACCCCGCUGGGGAACAUCGUUGUUCAGGAAGUGCUGCGGGACUCUGUGGUGGCUGCAGAUGGGAGAAUAGCACCUGGGGACCACAUUCUGGAGGUGAAUGGUGUCAACAUCAGCAGCGUGACUCACUGCCAGGCUGUCUCCUUCCUGCGCCACCCAGGCCCUGUUCUCCACCUCAUGGUCCUGCAGGAGAAGGGCUUUUCCAACAAGACUGCCCAGCAGGAUUCCAGUUCUGCAAACCGGGAGGUGAUCCACGUCACCCUGGUGAAGAGAGACCGCUCCGAGCCCCUGGGCAUCAAACUGAUCAGGAAGACUGACGAGGCUGGCAUCUUUAUUCUGGAUCUCUUGGAGGGAGGUUUGGCAGCCAAAAAUGGCAGGCUGAGUCGGAAUGACAGAGUCCUGUCAAUAAAUGGGCAGGAUCUGAGACAAGGAACACCCGAGGCCGCAGCACAGAUAAUCCAGACCACUGAGUCCAGAGUGAACUUUGUGAUCCUGAGGCAGCCCGGGGUGCAGCUGCCAGAGCCAGCAGAGGAUGGCAGCUCCUCCAACAGCAGCAGCAGCAGCAGCAGCAGCAAUGGGGGCAGCCCCGUGCACCACCGCAGGCGGCUGGACCAGAGCCACUACAGGCGCAAAUCCACCUACCAGAAGGAUUUACCUCAGGGAUAUGCAAGUCAUGAAAAGACAGUUGCAAUCAAAAAGGAACCCAAGGAAUCCUUAGGAAUAACCAUUGGAGGUGGAAGGGAUAACAAAAACAAGCUCCCUAUUUAUGUAACGAGCGUGCAGCCCAUCGGGUGCCUCUUCAGGGAUGGCAGAAUCAAGAGAGGAGAUGUACUUUUGAGCAUCAAUGGCAUUGAUUUGACUCAUCUGAACUACUAUGAAGCUGUGUCAGCACUGAAAUCUAACGCUGCUUCCCACUCAGUCACACUGAAAGCCUUGGAAAUCCUUUCCCUCAACUCGUCAGAGACACCCCUGGACAUCAGGGAGCAGGGAUUCAGCUGGUCCCCCCUCUGGAUCACGUGGCUGGGACUGCCCAGCCACCUGCACUUCUGCCAGGACAUCGUCCUGAGUAAAGGCAACCUGGAGAGCUGGGGCUUCAGCAUCGUUGGGGGCUUUGAGGAGAGCAAAGGAAACCAGCCCUUCUUCAUCAAAACCAUCGUGCCCGGCACUCCUGCCUUCCGCGACAGGAAACUCAGGUGUGGAGAUGAGAUCGUGGCCGUGAACGGGGUCCCGGCCAUCGGGAUGAGCAACGCGGAGCUGAUCCCGAUGCUGAAGGAGCAGCGCAACAAAGUCACCCUGACCGUGGUGUCCUGGCCAGGGAGCCUCGUGUGACAGCGACCAGCACCACCUGCAGGGACCAGCACCAGCUGCAGGGACCAGCUGCCACCACAGUGCCACACGAACCCAGGGCUGCUCUGCUCCUGCUACCUGGGGCAGUGCCAGGGAGGGCUCUUUGCUUCCUUCCUGUGGAAAACGUUUUCCUGUGCUGAGGGUGGCACCACAGCCGGCUGCUGAACUCCACGAACAGUUCAUCCCACGGCUGCAGCUUCCCAGGCUCAUUGAAGCUCCUUAGGCUGCUGUGGCAGAGGAAGCUCUUCCCAGUGUUUCCCACAACCUGCCUUGGAGGCUGUUGAGGCACUUCCCUUGAUUUUAGGGCUCAGCUUUCCUUUUCCUAUUUUGAUCAGGUUAAACCAGUGGCUUUUAGAAGCUGCUAAUAAACCAAUCUGUAGGGACAGGGACCCACUCUUGAUGUUUUCAGGUUUCAGUAACCCAAGGACUGUGUUAACACAUUACAAAAACCGAUGGUAACUCAGCUGGCACCUGAAGAGCUGCCGGGGCAGGAUGGGGGAGCGGUCCCGUCACAAAUCCUGGUUUAGGAUCCUGCCAACUCCACUGAUUUAUUGCAAAUGGACAAUUUAAACUGCUUAAAGAACCCCUGUCAAAGGGAACAGCAAAGUGGUUUCACUGACUCCAUGUUGCAGAGUGUGACUGCAGCAGAGGGCGAUGGCAGGGCUCACAGAGAAGAUUCCCUGGUUUUAUGACUUGAUAAAAGCAGCUUUUCCCCAGAAGGCAGGUGAUUAAACAGGCCCCGUGUCCCAGCAGGCUGUCUGGGAUUCUGUCAGUGCCUGGCUUUCCUUCAUCAAUUCCCAGUGACCAGGGCAGGGUUCAGGCAGGGG
Messenger RNA from Myiozetetes cayanensis, 3092 nucleotides. RefSeq names its product ligand of Numb protein X 2-like. Gene Ontology annotation, molecular function: metal ion binding; protein binding; ubiquitin-protein transferase activity. The transcript is spliced from 10 exons. Bases 208 to 2247 code for a protein of 679 amino acids. NCBI's taxonomy places the organism in Eukaryota, Metazoa, Chordata, Aves, Passeriformes, Tyrannidae. The record is from RefSeq and is a predicted model, not a curated record.